This is a messenger RNA of Tyto alba (common barn owl), 1885 nucleotides long. RefSeq names its product uroplakin 1B (gene UPK1B). The record is from RefSeq and is a predicted model, not a curated record. Gene Ontology annotation, cellular component: membrane. Lineage: Eukaryota; Metazoa; Chordata; Aves; Strigiformes; Tytonidae. The transcript is spliced from 9 exons. The coding region runs from base 468 to 1250 and encodes 260 amino acids.
CAAACAGCAGUCCAACAAUCUUAUUAUUUAUAUUUAUGUCCUUCCAACUCGCCCAUCCCCUUUAAAGUUCAAGUAUCUUGUACCAGUGAGUCACUCAUCCACCCUUUCAAGAGUAUAAUCAUAGAAAUUCUUUAAAGCUUUGUGUUUUCGGCACAACGACAUUCCAAUACAAUCUAAGAAUCACAGAGACACCCUCCAGUCCCAGGAGGACCGGGGAACAGGUUUGGCUAGAAAAAAAAGUUUUCCUCAUGUGAUGGGCACCCUACCAAUCACACAGCACUUUCCUCAAACAACCUGGGCUCUUUAAAGCCCAGCGGAGGUGGGAGAAAGGGGCUUUUUUGGCUUUGCAGGUGGGUCGGGAUUUCUGCUGGGAAGCAUCACAAGAAGGGAAAGAUUCUUUGAAGAACCACAGAGUCAGUAACCCCAGCAAGAGAAGGCACUAGUACAGGUUGCAUGAAGAAUUAAAGAUGGCAAAAAGUGUUGAUGGCAUACACAUCUUGCAGGGUCUAUUAGUCUUCGGGAAUGUGGUCAUUGGGAUGUGCGGCAUUGCCCUGACAGCAGAGUGCAUCUUCUUUGUGUCCGAUCCUCAUGGUCUCUAUCCUCUGCUGGAAGCUACAGAAAAUGAUGACAUCUAUGCUGCUGCCUGGAUUGGCAUCUUUGUUGGCUUUGCACUCUUUGCUCUGUCUAUCCUUGGUAUCAUUGGAGUCAUUAAGUCCAACAGGACCUUGCUGCUGGUGUAUAUUAUCCUGAUGCUGAUCACUUAUGCAUUUGAAAUGGCUUCUUGCAUCACGGCAGCAACUCACCGAGACUUCCUCACUCCAAAUGUCUUCCUGAAGCAAAUGCUAGAGAGGUAUCAGAAGUCAGAGGCAGACAAUAACAAUGACAAAUGGAUGACUGAAGGGGUCACAAAGACAUGGGAUAAACUCAUGCUUCAGAACCAGUGCUGCGGGGUGCAGGGCCCCUCCGACUGGCAGGAGUACACGUCCGCCUUCCGCGACACGCACAGCGACGCCGAAUACCCUUGGCCGCGCAACUGCUGUGUCAUGGACGCCCAAGGGUCUCCUGUCAACCUCGAUGGCUGCAAGCUCGGAGUCCCCGGCUACUAUAACAGCAACGGUUGUUACGAUGCUAUUUCCGGGCCAAUGAACACACAUGCCUGGGGUGUUGCCUGGUUUGGUUUUGCCAUCCUCUGCUGGACUUUCUGUGUUCUCCUUGGUACCAUGUUCUACUGGAGCAGAAUUGAAUACUGAAGGCCCUGUGUCCUCAGCACUGUCCUGAAGCACCGUGUGAAACUGCAUUUGUUCGUCUCCUGCUCGAUUCAACUUGUGCCACGGAGGACUUGAAGUUUUCCCGCUACCUCUCCCAUAUAUACUUUUUCCCCUCCAAAAAGUUGACACAGAGAGCUGAUGACUCCAGGAAAGAAUCUUCUUGUCCCUUCUUUGCCCCUUGUUCUGCAGCCUUAAUGCCUCCUGGCUGAGGCACAUCCUUCUUUUGUUGUUCAAGGAAUUCUUGGAGCAUAAGAUAAAAAGUGAUCUGAUUUGUCCUGUGAUGACAUCAGAACGGGAAAUGUCCAUAUAUGCUUGCUCCAGAAAAAUGUCUCUUUAAAACUAGGUUGAUGUAAAUCAUACUGUUAAAGGCUCUAGAAAGGGCUAUGUGAGCAAAACUGUAACCUCCUGUGACCAAUAAAGACGGAUAGAAGGGAGAAGACUGCAAACCUCUCUGAUAUAUUUUAUCGUUCAACUUCUGUUCUUGGUCUCUGUCACCCCUUGCCUUAGAAUAAGGCAGAUUCUCUAAAAUUUUAAGUGUGUCAGCAGUAAAGACGUGUCACAGGAAAAAUGUCUGUUGCUAGUGAAGCCCAAUAAAAGGCUAGCUCACUCCUCAGCAA